CUUAGACGAUGACAAGCCAUCAUGGCACGCGGUCGGAGAUGUUGUCACUGAAUAACUGAUUUAACGAAUUUAUCGUAAUGUUACAAAUUAUACCUUCUUUAUAUUAACUACUUGUUUAAUCAAGUUUAUACGUUUUUCUACUUUACUUUCUGUGUUCAUUGAGUUAAAAAAAUUAACAAGAAACAAUGGUUAAAUUAACCGAAGAAAUGAUUGUGGCACGUACACGAAUGUCAGAUUUUUCUGCCGUAAAGAAGCUCAAUUGCUGGGGAUCGGAAUUAACAGAUGUAAGCAUUUUACGUAAAAUGGAAAAUGUAGAAUUAUUGUCAUUAAGUGUAAACAAUAUUGACACGCUUGCUGAUUUUCAAUACUGCCACAAUUUGCAAAGUCUAUUUAUUAGAAAGAAUAAUAUCAAAGAUCUAAAUGAAGUUUGUUAUCUCCAAGAGUUGCCCAAUUUAAGGAAUUUAUGGCUUGACGAAAAUCCUUGCGCAGAAAAAGAUGGAUAUCGACUGACUGUUCUUCGAACUUUACCAAAUCUCGAAAAACUGGAUAAUAAAGUAGUAUCUCCAGAAGAAGUGCAAACUGCGUUGUCAAGAGGCAGGGUACUCGUGCAUCCGCUUGAUAUGGAUGCAUCUCCGCCACAAUCAGAAAUUAUUAGUCCAGAGGAAGUACCUGUUGAGUAUAUUGAAGAAACACGUGUGGAAAAGCAUAGGAGAUAUAGUUCAUCUAGCGACCAGAGAAGUUACGAUGAAAUGCAUCAUACGCAAGAAGAGUAUCAUGAUUCUGACAGAAGAAAUGCAAACUGUAAAACAUCAUUAACUCAUCAUUAUGCUCCAAGCAAUCAGUACGCAUAUGAGCUUCAUAAUGGGCAAUCAAAAAGUCAAAAUAAAGAUGAGAACAUGUCUACAGAAUCACGCAAUUACAUUGAGACUUUGGCUACUAACAGUCUUGAUAUACCUAAGGAAAACGAUGAUCAACCAGCAGUGUCAAGACAUAAUGGUGAUUAUGAUGAGAGACAAGGAUAUUCUGAAUUUGUUAAUAAUGAUGCAUCUCAGCAUUUAUAUACGUCACCCUCGCCACGUACUCAAUACAGUGUUAAAUAUGAAACUCAAGAAGAUAAUCGUUUUGACAGGAAUAAUUACGAGUAUGACGAUAAGAGGCAGAUAGAAUGCGAUGAACCAUUACCUCAACCAUCGUCUCAACAUAGACGAAUGCCAACUCACCAUAGUACUGAAAGGGAAGAUACAAGUCAAGUGCCUGGUUGGGUAAGACAUUCGGAUAAGGAAAAAUGUAGACCGCAAUUUCAUUAUCAUAGACGACCAGUUACAAGAAACUCAAAUAUACUCUCUGCUGUAUUAUGCCUAGUCAAAGAAUUGGACUAUCCCAGUUUGGAAGUAGUAGAAAUGGCAGUUAGAAAUCGAAUGGAUGAAUUAGAAGAAUGAUGUUUCUGACGCCGUCCUCAAAAUCUUCAGGGGACGGUUGGCUUUUCUCGCGUUGGCAGUAUUACUUCUA
Messenger RNA from Polistes canadensis, 1509 nucleotides. RefSeq names its product protein tilB homolog. Gene Ontology annotation, biological process: cytoskeleton organization. Lineage: Eukaryota; Metazoa; Arthropoda; Insecta; Hymenoptera; Vespidae. Bases 186 to 1439 code for a protein of 417 amino acids. The transcript is spliced from 10 exons. The record is from RefSeq and is a predicted model, not a curated record. Gene Ontology annotation, molecular function: protein binding.